Ornithodoros turicata is the source of this 3242-nucleotide messenger RNA. Its product is annotated as zinc finger protein 271-like. The transcript has a single exon. Gene Ontology annotation, molecular function: DNA-binding transcription repressor activity, RNA polymerase II-specific; RNA polymerase II cis-regulatory region sequence-specific DNA binding. Gene Ontology annotation, cellular component: nucleoplasm. Bases 1 to 1719 code for a protein of 572 amino acids. The record is from RefSeq and is a predicted model, not a curated record. Gene Ontology annotation, biological process: regulation of transcription by RNA polymerase II. NCBI's taxonomy places the organism in Eukaryota, Metazoa, Arthropoda, Arachnida, Ixodida, Argasidae.
AUGUGUUCCACUGCUCUUCCAACAGGUGUUCAGAUGGGAGAGAAGGGUUCUGGUUGCAACAUCUACCCCUCUGCAUUCUCGUGGUCGAGAAGUGGGGAGGACCAAGUGGCGACGCAUACUGGCAAGAGCGAUGUCUGCCCUGCAGAGUUCAGCCUGAGCAGGAACACACAGCAGCACAAGGGGACAGAUUCAUGCAAGAAACCAUACAAGUGCGAUGUCUGCUCUGCGGAGUUCAGCCGGAGUGCUCGCCUGCAGCAGCACAAGCGAACACACACAGGUGAGAAGCCAUACAAGUGCGAUGUCUGCCAUGCAAAGUUCAGUCAGGGCGGGCACCUACGGCAGCACAAGCGAACACACACGGGCGAGAAGCCAUACAAGUGCGACAUCUGCCCUGCGAUUUUCAGUGACAGCGGGCCCCUACAGCGUCACAAGCGGACACACACAGGUGAGAAGCCAUACAAGUGCGAUGUCUGCCCUGCGGAGUUUAGCCGAAGUGAGCUACUGCAACACCACAAGCGGACACACACUGGUGAGAAGCCAUACAAGUGCGAAGUCUGCCGUGCAGAGUUCAGCCUGAGUGGGAACCUACAGCAGCACAUGCGGACACAUACGGGCGAGAAGCCAUACAAGUGCGAUGUCUGCCACGCAGAGUUCCGCCAGAGCGGGACCCUACAGCAGCACAAGCGGACACACACGGGUGAGAAGCCAUACAAGUGCGAUGUCUGCCAUGCAAAGUUCAGUCAGGGCGGGCACCUACGGCAGCACAGGCGAACACACACGGGCGAGAAGCCAUACAAGUGCGACAUCUGCCCUGCGAUUUUCAGUGACAGCGGGCCCCUACAGCGUCACAAGCGGACACACACAGGUGAGAAGCCAUACAAGUGCGAUGUCUGCCCUGCGGAGUUUAGCCGAAGUGAGCUACUGCAACACCACAAGCGGACACACACUGGUGAGAAGCCAUACAAGUGCGAAGUCUGCCGUGCAGAGUUCAGCCUGAGUGGGAACCUACAGCAGCACAUGCGGACACAUACGGGCGAGAAGCCAUACAAGUGCGAUGUCUGCCACGCAGAGUUCCGCCAGAGCGGGACCCUACAGCAGCACAAGCGGACACACACGGGUGAGAAGCCAUACAAGUGCAAUGUCUGCCCUGCGAAGUUCAGGCAGAGCGGACAGUUAUGGCAUCACAAACGGACACACACGGGCGAGAAGCCAUACAAGUGCGAUGUCUGCCACGCAGAGUUCCGCCAGAGCGGGACCCUACAGCAGCACAAGCGGACACACACGGGUGAGAAGCCAUACAAGUGCAAUGUCUGCCCUGCGAAGUUCAGGCAGAGCGGACAGUUAUGGCAUCACAAGCGGACACACACGGGCGAGAAGCCAUACAAGUGUGAUGUCUGCCCUGCAGAGUUCAGCAGGGGCGCGGACCUACAGGAGCACAUGCGGACACAUACUGGCGAGAAGCCAUACAAGUGCGAUGUCUGCCACGCAGAGUUCCGCCAGAGCGGGACCUUACAGCAGCACAAGCGGACACACACGGGUGAGAAGCCAUACAAGUGCAAUGUCUGCCCCGCGAAGUUCAGUCAGAGCGGGCAGUUAUGGCAUCACAAGCGGACACACACGGGCGAGAAGCCAUACAAGUGUGAUGUCUGCCACGCAGAGUUCAGACAGCGCAGAACCUUUUCACGUCACAAGGCGACACACACGGGUGAACAGGCAUAAAAUUGCAACCUCUGUCCUGCAGUGUUCAUCCAGAACCCAAACUUGUAAUGUGAUACAAGUGCGGUCUCUGUCCUGCAGCAUAUCACCAGCAGGCACCCUAAGGUGAGAUACCAUAAAAGAGCAUUCUCUGUUCUCCAGACCUGAGGCACAGUACAAACAUGCAGUGUAACAAGAAGGCCUCCAUGGGUGUGAAGCCAUACAAAUGCAACCUCUCUGCUGCAGAGUUCAUGUACAGCACGAACACACAGAGUUAGAGAAGAAGCUGCUAGAGAUAGUUCAGCCAGAGCACAAAGCCUGUAGGUUUAACAUGCAGCCAAGACACACUUGUGAUGGCAACCAUGCAAGUGCUUAGAGGCCUCGUACACGUGAAAGCGCACCAGUCCUGGGCUGUCGCAUGUCCUUGAUGCAGACACCUGAAGAAGCACAUGUUAAUGCACAGAUAGGGGAACGCUGUAUACGGAUGCGAUUUGUAUCCCACCGUAUUUUACCUGUGUUUGACAUUUUUGAAACUCGCACGCAUGAACAGGCGGAGGGUAAAAAGCAUGGAAGGAAGGAAACACAGGAGCGGCCGUUUCGAACAGAUUUUCGUGGGACCCCUCUGGCGGUCGCCCCUGUCAAAACCGCCAUUACUUCCUGUCCACUACGUGAUCCUCUCUAAAGUUUCGGUUUAGCAACGCUUUGUCCCUCGCGCUGUUUUCCGUGCUUUUAAGCUUUUCCAAAGCCAUUUACUCUUAACAUGUGAGCACCACUGCGGAAACAACAUUUUGUUAACGUGUUCUUACCGCUGUUGCGGCUGUCGUUCAACAGAAAGCAGCUCUGUCACGGGAAUAACGUCUCAUUCGUAAGUACGUACUUGAUCGGUUGUUUCGUACCCCUGUCUGUGAGAGAGCCAUCUUGAAUCGUUCGUUUGCAAGCUGGCGCUGUGCUACAGCUGCAGAUUCAUCGGAUUUCCAUCAUUGUUGUACAAGUUUGAUUACUGGCAUGCUUUACCACUUCAGCAACAAACACAAAACGUGGCCACGUCGUCACACAAACGUCGCUGCCACGAAUGAUGUUUCUAGUCCUGCGUGGUGGUCCUGCAGUCGGCAGACCGUGACCGGUCUUGUGGUAGAAGGGUAAACGAAGAGUAAACCUCCGAACACACACAAAACAAACUGGAGGCGCGGCGCUCAUCACAAGGCAGAUGUCUGGAGCUGCAAUCACGACUCCCGUCGUCUGCUUUGGAAGCUGGCCUGCGCAUGCUCUUGGGGUCAGGUGAGCGGUCACAUGGUAGACAGGAGCAUCCCAGAAUGCAAUGCGAGGCUGGCACGCCCGUCCCCAUGGCAAAAACUUGGAAGGGCCGCUCCUGUGUUUCCUUCCUCCAUGGUAAAAAAGUUGGGUUGGGUGGUGACACACGUGAAAAGUAAACAAAGAAACAAUGAAGAGACACCCAUACAGUGGCUCUGAACUGUUAACCAAGGUUUACUUCCAUGAACAACAUAUGCAUUGCAUUGUUUCCCUUUUGCCUCUCUGUUACAUUCUUU